AUGUCUUCACCAGGGGAUUCUAUUGAGGAGGAGCCUCCUGUCAUUGAACCCUACGAGAUUCUUGGACUAGAGCGCGAGGCUACGGCCGACCAGAUCAAGUCAGCCUACCGGAAGGCAGCUCUCAAAAACCACCCAGACAAGGUCACCGACGAUAAGAGAGACGAGGCGAAGGAGAAAUUCCAGUCCAUUGCCUUUGCGUACGCCGUCCUGUCCGACCCGGCACGACGCAAGCGCUAUGAUGCCACAGGCUCGACUUCUGAGUCCAUCGUCGACUCAGAAGGCUUCAAUUGGUCCGACUUCUACCACGAACAAUUCCGAGAUGCGAUAUCUGCAGACGCCAUUGAAAAUUUUGCCAAGAAGUACAAGGGCUCCGACGAGGAGAAAGAUGAUGUACUGCUUGCCUACACGGAACACAAGGGCGACAUGGACAAGAUUUACGAAACGGUGAUGCUGAGCAACGUACUCGAGGAUGACGAACGCUUCCGCACCAUCAUUGACGAUGCAAUUACCAGUAAAGAUGUCCCGACCUUCAAACGAUACACCAAGGAGAGCAAAUUGUCCAAGGCGGCCCGCGUCAAGGCAGCAAAGGGCGAGGCGCAAGAGGCCGAGGAGUACGCCAAGGAGUUGGGCGUACACGAUAAGCUCUUCGGUGGCGGCAAGGCAACCAAAGGACGGAAGAAGGCGAAGGAAGGUGGCGAGGAUGAUCUGGCAGCGCUCAUCAAGAGUAACCAGCAAAAGCGCGCCGGCUUCCUGGAUGACCUUGCCGCCAAGUAUGGGGCCACCAGCCAGCCCAAAAAGGGCAAGAGGAGAGCCGUCGAAGAGGAAGAGCCGUCAGAAGAGGCAUUCCAGGCUGCUGCUGCGCGGUUGAAGAAGCCCAAGACAGAGGAGAGCAAACCCGCGAACGCGGGACGGAGAUCAAAGCGGUAG
This is a messenger RNA of Colletotrichum higginsianum IMI 349063, 927 nucleotides long. RefSeq names its product DnaJ domain-containing protein. NCBI's taxonomy places the organism in Eukaryota, Fungi, Ascomycota, Sordariomycetes, Glomerellales, Glomerellaceae. Bases 1 to 927 code for a protein of 308 amino acids. The record is from RefSeq and is a predicted model, not a curated record. Gene Ontology annotation, molecular function: heat shock protein binding. Gene Ontology annotation, cellular component: cytoplasm; nucleus. The transcript has 2 exons.